Molecule: messenger RNA, 4752 nt
Organism: Trichobilharzia regenti
Lineage: Eukaryota; Metazoa; Platyhelminthes; Trematoda; Strigeidida; Schistosomatidae
Source: the annotation of a GenBank genome assembly
CAAAUUUCAAUAAUUUAUUCCUGAAUUUUUCAGAUUAUUCUUGUAUUUAUAGAUAUCCACAAUUCCUGGUGAGAAAAAUUCAGUUAAAAAUGGUAUUCUUUAUGACUAAUUUCUGAGCUAUAUUCAUUCAGUAUUGUUUACUGUUUCUAUGGCUGUUUAUAUUGAUCGAAAUAUAUUUUAUACUAAAGAUAAAUCUUAUGAAAAUGAUGAGUUUCAAGACAUUUCACAGGAAAGAAUUGAUUAUGCGUACAACAGACAUGUUGACAACUAUUUUAAGGAUGAUGAUCACGAUGACGAUGAUGGUGCUGAUCAAGUUUGCUUAGACGGAAGGUUUUGUGUAACAGAUAAAGACUUUUGUAAAGGAUCACAAGAAUGGGCAAAUGGUGAUUUAUUUUAUGGUGAUUUUCUAAAUGGAAAGCGGAAUGCAUGGGGUUGUUAUCAGUGGGAUAAUGGGGAAAAAUAUUAUGGUACAUUUUUCAAUGAUAAAAAACAUGGUCACGGUUUCUAUGUAUGGCCUAAUGGAUCGCAUUAUUUAGGAACAUUUUAUUUAGAUAAGAGAUCAGGAUAUGGAAUUAUGCGAUAUUCAAAUGGUUCAGUUUAUGAGGGAUUUUUCUUAGAAGAUCAACGUUAUGGUCCUGGUGUUUUGAUUACAAACAGAACAAUGAUGACAUCAGCUUCAAUUGAAAUUGAUGUUGGCUAUUGGAAAAAUGAUCGAUUAAUACGUUUACGUAAAUCAGUACUAAAUAAGAAACAAACUGGAAAAUUUCAAUUCUCAGAACAAUUUCCUCAAUAUAAUUUUUAUAAAUUAGUUAAUUUAGAAUUAAUGUUUAAAAAUUUUCAGUAUCAAAAGUCUGUGAAAAGAGAUUAUCAGCUAUUGCAUAAUGAACAUGUUUAUAAUUAUGAUGACAGACGUAUACAUGAAACAAAUGAGUCAAUUUUAAACAGUUAUGAUAAGAAUUCUUCAAAGGAUUUAUUAAUAGAGAUUAUACAGAAUAUAUUAAAACACAGUAAUUUACCUACAAAAUUUCAAGUAUGGAAUAUGAAGAGUCCAUUAUUUGAAAAGUUUAUCGCUGAUCAAAGUUUUGAACAUUUAAUACGUUGUUUACCAACAUUUAUUGAUUCCUCUAUCAUAAAGUUCAAUGGUUUAAAGAAUAUUUUACAAAUUUUAAAAUCUAAUCAACAAAAUGAUAAUUUAAAUGCCAGUGAAAAUAAGGAUAAGAAAAAAUGCAAUCAAGAAAAAGAUUCAAAACGGAAUAAUUUGAAAAACAAUCUAAUGAUAAAUCCAUUCUUUGACACAAUAAAACAAACUCAUCAUGAGAAUAAUUUCAAACAGGAUUCUUUAUUCGAUUCACAAUUUCAACAAAAUCAAACAGUCUGCCUAGUAAAUAUGCGUGCACAAAUAACAAAAACUGCACAUUUACAAGGAUUUCUACGCAAUACAACAGUAAAUCUACCGUGGCAUCAUUUAAUCACAUCCUCAACAGAUGAAACUGAUCAGAGCAUAGGUAACAAGGUGAAUAACAUUCAAGAGAACACAAAUGAACACAAUUCAGCAGUCAAUACAUUUUACAUUGAAAAUUGGUCAACUAUAUGGAAUAAAUUAUCUAAAAAAUCCUUGACGAAAAAGUCUAAUACGAAUCACAAGGUAAAAACGAAACAUGAAAGCAGCACACAACCUUUAUCAACCGGGAGAUAUGAAACAUUGGCAAUUCAAUUUAUACAAUAUUGUUUUAAUGGUCAAUUUGAUAAAGUUAAAAAUUUAUUACAAAUUGAAAAUCAGGUGAAUGAAAGUCAAUUUUGUGUUGAUCCAAAUGUUGCUGAUAGUCAAGGACAAUUUGGAUUACUUGGUGCUGUGUUGACAUGGAAUAUGAAUUUGGUCAAUUUAUUGUUAGACUUUGGUGCAAAUAUCAAUCAGUUAACUGAUGAUGGUUUAACUGUCUUUACAAUAUGCUUAUUGAAAUAUUAUGAGUUAUUCGAAGAGAUUAUACAAUUGGAUAAAACUACUACUACUAAUAAUAAAGAGACACAAAGUGAACAGUCGAGUCAAAAUGCCAGUCAAUCAGAGAACAGACGAGAGCAUAUUUUAUUCAUCAUUACAAAGACAUUACAAGAUGAUAAUGAAAGGCAUGCCAGUGACAGUAAGGCUAAUGGUGAUGUCAAUGACGUUGGUGGUGCAGAUCACCAUGACGAUGAUGAUGAUGAUGACGGCAAGGCGAAGAAGUUGAAAAUACAGAAGCAAAAACAAACGAAUAGUGGGACAGAAGUGGAAAAUGUGAAAUCCUCUCCUAUUGGUCGUAAUUAUGUUUAUCGUGUUGAAUUGCCUAUACUGUUAUCAACAACUUCUUCAGAAAGCAUGAUAUCAUUACGCCGAGCGGCAAGAUUAUCACAGAUACGUAGAAUGCAUUUAGCUAAAAUACGAUUAUCACGUCGUUCUUUAAUGAUAAAGUCGAGUGAAACAAGAGAGUCUAUACAAAUUACAUCAAAUGUAGAUCCACCCGUGCAAAUUAAAAAUGAUUCGAUCAGUUUAAGUCAAACAACACUGCCAAGUUUUCAACGUUUUACAAAUUGUUUAACUCGUUUUCAUACUGAUAUGGAUAACAGGUUGAAAUCAGCUACACAAUUAGAUUUGAAAGCGAUGAAUUAUUCGCAUUUGUCAAAAAUUAACACAUAUACCUCUGAUCGUAAGAGUAGACCACAGACUAUGUCACUAGAUCGUAGAACUAAACAGACAUUGAUCGACGUAGCUUCUAAAGAUGUUUUAAUCAAUAAAAACUAUAGAAUAACAUCUCCAGUGUUAAGAAAGACAGCAGCCUACGAAUUAUCAAAAAAUCCCUACUUUUUAGCUUCGCAUACAAUUUGUAUUGAUUCAAAUAUUGAUGAUAGUGCUGCGAAUAAGUUAGAAGAAGUAGGAAAUGGCAGAGGAGAAGAAAUAAAGAAAUUAUCAAGUGAUGAACAAACAGAUGGAGAACAGACUAUCAGAGAAAGUUCACUGGAUCAACAGGCUAUACUUUUAGUCAAACAGAAACAAAUGAUGGAUAUUAUAGAUUUAUUGUUGAAACGUGGUGCAAAUCCAAAUACUGGAAUUCGACCAUUACCAGCCUUAUUUCUAGCUGUACAAGCUGGUGAUCCUGAUAUGGUUCGUAAAUUGAUACAACACGGAGCUGACACGAAUAUAUGCCUGCGUGUGGAUAAUCCUCUUAAAUCAGACAGUCCAAUUUCACAGGGGAUUUGUAUUGAUGAAGAUGAAGCCCCAUUAACGCCAAGUUUAGAUGGUUUAACUGUUUUACACUAUGCAGUACUUGUACCCGACGAAAUGGGUGUACACCUAACUGAGAUUCUACUUCGUGAUGGUAAAGCUGAUCCAAAUCAACAGGCGACAUUGGAUGAUAGUUUUAAAUUAAAAAAUCAAUACAAUGCUGGAAUACAAUCAGGCAAUUCUAGUGGGAUGAAUUCAGAGAGGACAACACCGACUGAGAAGAAAAUCUAUGAAGGCAGAACACCAUUGCAAUUAGUUUGUUCACGAGAAUAUGACCAACUGAAUUCAGCUAUCAUUGCAAAGUGCCUUUUAGAGCAUGGAGCUGAUCCAAACUUGCUAUGCAAUGGUCACUCAGCAUUGAGUAUUGCAAUUGCAACUGGUAAUGAUCCUUGUAUCAAUGUUUUAAUUAAUCAUCCGAAUACAAAUAUCAACCAGCCGUUAGGAUGUGGCUACGGAUCUGCUUUAUGUGUUGCAUGUUCAAGUUUAUUUGAAUUUAGGCGAUCUGUUGAUUCACGUUUAGAAUUAAUCAAACGCUUGAUAAACAAAGGUGGUGUUCAAUGUUUCAAUAGGUUUACUUUAUUAAAACCAAAAGAAACUUUGGGCAAUGUGAUUGAUUUCACAUAUAUGGACUAUGCAAAAGAUCUACGUGUCACUAAAACACCUUAUCAUGCAUUGAAUGAAAUUGAAAAAGAGACUUACAAUAGUCGUAUGCAAAUUUUAGCUUAUUUAGCUGAUCGUUUAAGACGUUACGCCUAUUCACUGGAUACAUUCACUGAUGAUUAUGAUAGGGAUGGCGAUGGUGAUGUGAAGGCUGUUCAACAGGUAAAUACUGGAACACAUGAAAAUCAAGCUAAACUCUCCUUUCCGAAACGUUCUCAACAAUCUCCAACUUAUCUAAGACAAAAAAGUUGUAUUUCAUACUCAUUCUGUUAUGAGUGCGGACGAUCAGCUGGCAUACGUUUGGUACUGUGUUCACGUUGUCGAAGUGUUUACUUCUGUUCAAAAGUCUGUAAAUUAAAAUCAUGGACAAUAAGGCAUAAAAAUGAAUGUUAUCUAUCUCCAGAACUUCAAGCAGAACGGGAUCGACGAAGUCCUACAAGGGUGUUACCAAAACUUGGAGGAAAUAAACAAGAAAACGAUGAACAAAUGGCUCAACAAAAGGCAAAACAACAACAUUUAAGUGAUUGGGAUUUAUCUAAGCAUUUAACGUGUUGUUCAAGCAGUGGUGAAUUAAUCGGCCUUAUAUAUCAUCCAAGUUAUCGUUAUAGAUAUGCACUGAAUCAUUACUUAAAAAUCAACGACAGUAAUCAUAUCAUUGUUGGUACUUAUAACGGUGAAGGAAAUUACAGUCUUAUUUAAUAACCACUUUGAUUUUGACGACAUUCAUAUUUUACUAGUCUUCCUUUAGGCGAAAUGUUUUUUUGUCUAGGUGAAAAUGAUACUGAACUGAGAUAUACAUUGGAACAUUUGUGUGUUAUUAUUUUCUUACAUCUCUG